GCGGCCAAUGGCGCGGCGGGGGCGGGCGCGGCCGCCAUGGCGCCGGGGCCGCGCUGACCGGCCCGAGCCGCCAUGGCCGGGGCCAUCGCCUCCCGCAUGAGCUUCAGCUCCCUCAAGCGCAAACAGCCCAAGACCUUCACGGUGCGCAUCGCCACCAUGGACGCGGAGAUGGAGUUCAGCUGCGAGGUGAAGUGGAAGGGGAAGGACCUGUUUGACCUGGUGUGCAGGACUCUGGGGCUGCGGGAAACCUGGUUCUUCGGGCUCCAGUACACCAUCAAGGACACCGUGGCCUGGCUCAAGAUGGACAAGAAGGUUCUGGAUCAUGAUGUUCCAACAGAGGAGCCCAAAACCUUUCACUUCCUGGCCAAAUUUUAUCCUGAGAAUGCAGAGGAGGAGCUGGUCCAGGAAAUCACCCAGCACUUGUUCUUCCUGCAGGUGAAGAAGCAGAUUUUGGAUGAGAAGAUCUACUGCCCUCCUGAAGCUUCUGUCCUGCUGGCCUCCUACGCCGUCCAAGCCAAGUACGGUGAUUACGACCCCAAUGUGCACAAGAGAGGCUUCCUGGCACAAGAGGAAUUGCUUCCAAAGCGGGUAAUAAACCUGUACCAGAUGACUCCGGAGAUGUGGGAGGAAAGGAUCACAGCCUGGUAUGCAGAGCACCGGGGCAGAGCGAGAGAUGAAGCUGAGAUGGAGUAUUUGAAGAUCGCUCAGGAUCUGGAGAUGUACGGCGUGAACUACUUCGCAAUCAGGAAUAAAAAGGGCACAGAACUGCUCCUUGGAGUCGAUGCCUUGGGGCUUCACAUUUAUGACCCAGACAACAGGUUGACCCCUAAAAUCUCCUUCCCGUGGAAUGAGAUCCGGAAUAUCUCGUACAGCGACAAAGAGUUUACGAUUAAGCCAUUGGACAAAAAGAUUGAUGUUUUUAAAUUCAAUUCAUCAAAGCUGCGUGUGAAUAAGCUGAUCCUUCAGCUGUGCAUUGGGAACCACGACCUCUUCAUGAGGAGGAGGAAGGCAGACUCUCUGGAGGUCCAGCAGAUGAAAGCACAGGCCAGGGAGGAGAAGGCCAGGAAGCAGAUGGAAAGGCAGCGCCUGGCACGGGAGAAGCAAAUGAGAGAAGAGGCUGAGAGGACCAGGGAUGAGCUGGAGAGGAGGCUGAUGCAGUUAAAGGAGGAGGCAACAAUGGCCAACGAGGCUCUGAUGAGGUCCGAGGAGACAGCAGACCUGCUGGCAGAGAAGGCCCAGAUCACGGAGGAGGAGGCCAAGCUCCUGGCCCAGAAGGCGGCGGAGGCCGAGCAGGAGAUGCAGCGGAUCAAAGCCACGGCCAUCCGGACCGAGGAGGAGAAGCGGCUGAUGGAGCAGAAGGUGCUGGAGGCUGAGAUGUUGGCUCUGAAAAUGGCCGAGGAGUCGGAGAGGAGGGCAAAGGAGGCUGAUCAGCUCAAGCAGGACCUUCAGGAGGCUCGUGAGUCGGAGCGGAGAGCAAAGCAGAAGCUCCUGGAGAUCACCAGCAAGUCAUCCUACACACAGUCCAUGAACUCGAGUACAACAGCGCUGCCCACAGACCUGCCAAGCUUCAACCUCAUCAGUGAGAGCCUGUCCUUCGACUUCAAGGACACGGACAUGAAGAGGCUGUCCAUGGAAAUCGAGAAGGAGAAGGUGGAGUACAUGGAGAAAAGCAAACACCUGCAGGAGCAGCUGAACGAGCUGAAGACAGAAAUCGAGGCGCUGAAGCUCAAGGAGAGGGAGACAGCUCUGGAUAUCUUGCACAACGAGAACGCCAGCAGAGGCAACAGCAAGCACAACACUAUUAAAAAGCCUCAAGCCCAGGGCAGAAGACCUAUCUGCAUUUGAGAAUUCCAACUCACCCUGCAGAGCACCAAGUCCCGCGUGGCCUUCUUCGAGGAGCUCUAGGAAGGGUCCUGCCGCUCCGCACCGCUGCUGCUUCCCGAGGGCCCCCGGAGCCUGGCCCGGGCCGGGGGUGCCCGCGGGGCCAGGGAGCCGG
Molecule: messenger RNA, 1996 nt
Organism: Myiozetetes cayanensis
Lineage: Eukaryota; Metazoa; Chordata; Aves; Passeriformes; Tyrannidae
Gene: NF2
Product: NF2, moesin-ezrin-radixin like (MERLIN) tumor suppressor
Exons: 17
Coding region: 73-1845 (590 amino acids)
Biological process (GO): regulation of cell shape; positive regulation of early endosome to late endosome transport; positive regulation of protein localization to early endosome
Cellular component (GO): apical part of cell; cytoskeleton; plasma membrane
Molecular function (GO): actin binding; cell adhesion molecule binding
Source: RefSeq, a predicted model, not a curated record